CCACAUCCAGCAGGGAGCCAGGCUGUGUGGGGAACACCACCUUUCCCAAGCCCUCGAAGACCUUAGGAUCAGGUCCAGAAAUGCCAUUGGUGUGUUUGAAAGACUUUAAAGCACAUGCCCGAGAUCGGCUGUCAAAGUCAUCUUGGGAUUUUAUUGAAGGAGUGGCUGAUGAAGGCAUCACACGGGACGAGAACAUUGCAGCAUUCAAAAAAAUCCGCCUCCGCCCCCGGUACCUGCGAGAUGUGUCAGAGGUGGACACCAGGACCACCAUCCAAGGGGAAGAGAUCAGUGCCCCCAUUUGCAUCUCUCCCACAGCCUUCCACGGCAUGUUCUGGCCCGAUGGAGAAGUGAGCACAGCCAGAGCUGCCCAAGAAGCUGGCAUCUGUUACAUCACCAGCACAUUUGCCAGCUGUACCCUUGAAGAUAUUGUCGCUUCUGCUCCCAAAGGCCUCCGAUGGUUCCAGCUCUAUGUGCAGUCAGACUGGCAGCUAAACAAACAGCUUAUCCAACGAGUAGAAUCCCUGGGUUUCAAAGCUUUGGUGAUCACAGUGGAUGCACCCAUAGUUGGCAAAAGGCGAGAGGACAUUAGAAAUCAGUUGGACCUGAUGAAGAGCUUACAGCUAAAGAAUCUUCGGCCACCUACGGAGAGAAAUUCCGUGCCUUAUAUCCAGUCGCCUCCCAUCAGUACAUCUUUCUGCUGGGAUAACCUCUCUUGGAUUCAGAGUAUAACUCAACUCCCCAUCAUCCUCAAAGGGAUUUUGACAAAAGAGGAUGCAGAGUUAGCAGUGGAGCACAAUGUCCGUGGCAUCAUUGUUUCUAACCAUGGUGGGAGGCAGCUUGAUGAGGUCCCUGCUUCAAUUGAUGCUCUGACAGAAGUGGCGACUGCUGUAAAAGGGAAAAUUGAAGUCUACCUCGAUGGCGGGGUCCGAACUGGUACCGAUGUGUUGAAAGCUCUGGCCCUUGGAGCUAAGUGCAUUUUUCUUGGGAGACCAAUCCUCUGGGGUCUUGCCUAUAAGGUAAGAGUGGCACAAUGUGAAUCAGUGGGAAGAUACAGAGAGUCUUGCUCAUAUCCAUGCUUUUCUGUGGUUCAUCCUCCACCCUCACCACUUUUCGAGGUGCCUGAGGAUAAUCACCUCUCCUCCACAUGCCCUCUGAUGCGUGCCACAAACUUUCAAGAGCUCUCAUCUCUGACUUUUCCUUCUUGCUUUCAUUUCUUCCCCAGAUAAUUCUAAUGUCCUAGGUAUUCUUCCACAUCCCCUGCCAUAGUUCUCACUAUGUCCAUGGUUCCUACCCAGCAGAUGGUCAGAAUGUUCCUUCAAUACAACAAUUACUAAUUGGGCAUUAUGUAAAAUUGUGGAUGUAUAACCGACGUGAUUCUGCAAUCUGCAUUUGGGGUAAAAUUG
This is a messenger RNA of Ictidomys tridecemlineatus (thirteen-lined ground squirrel), 1403 nucleotides long. NCBI's taxonomy places the organism in Eukaryota, Metazoa, Chordata, Mammalia, Rodentia, Sciuridae. The record is from RefSeq and is a predicted model, not a curated record.